Messenger RNA from Drosophila takahashii, 1260 nucleotides. It is a transcript of the gene Scp2, whose product is annotated as Sarcoplasmic calcium-binding protein 2. The record is from RefSeq and is a predicted model, not a curated record. NCBI's taxonomy places the organism in Eukaryota, Metazoa, Arthropoda, Insecta, Diptera, Drosophilidae. Gene Ontology annotation, molecular function: calcium ion binding.
CCGACAUCCGACAACCGAAAAACCAGUCAAAAAACAGAGCCUGUUCAGAACCAACGGUAAAGUUAACGUAUUUGCAUCUUUCCCCAUUUCCGGCUGCAACAGUGGAGAGCCAAUAAGAGCGCAAUAAAGAAUAAAGAAAACAACUAGCGGCAAGGAAAACAAACAUAAAACAACACAAUAAUGUCGAUCUCCGAUUUCCGCAAAAAGAAGCUGCUUUUCCUGUUCAAUGUGUUCUUCGAUGUGAACCAAAGCGGCGAAAUCGACGUUAAGGACUUCGAGCUGGCCAUCGAGCGCGUCUGCCAACUGCGCGGCUGGCAGAAGGACACGCCGAAGAACAAGGAGACUUACGACCUGAUGAUGGAAAUCUGGACUGGCCUGCGCUCCAAGGCCGACAAGGACAACGAUGGACAGGUCAGCGUCGACGAGUGGUGCAACAUGUGGGACGCCUACGCCAAGGAUCCCAGCAGCGUGAUGGACUGGCAGAACGCCUACAUGAACUUCAUGUUCGACCUGGAGGACGCCUCGCACGACGGCGGCAUCGAUGUGACCGAGUUCACGCUGGUCUGCUCCAGCUACGGCCUGGAGAAGACCGAGUGCGAGGAGGCCUUCGGCAAGAUGGCCCAGGGCCAGAGCGAGGUGACCCGGGAGCAGUUCGCCGCCUUGUGGAAGGAGUACUUCGCCGCCGAGGACGUGAAUGCGCCGGGAAACUACAUUUUCGGCAAGACCAGCUUCUAAGACCCAGCCAUGAAAAAUAUAGCUCCGAUGGACUGGACUGGAUGAUACUGAACAAAUGCAACACGUGAAAUUAUUAUUAAAAUAAAUAUAAUAUAUAUCUAUAUUAUCGACAGGGGGGGCAGAAGUCAGGCCUCCCGAUUUGAAGCUCCGUCGUUGUUAGUUGAGUGUUGUUUUCUCUCCAAGAAUCUCAAGUUUUGCCCAAUUCAAUGUUCUAAUUUAGUAGCGUAAUCUGUCUGUAACCUAUUUAUAUUUUAUAUACCAAAGCUUCGAGUAAUGAGCAAGCUGGAGUAUCUCUACGCAGAAGUGUACCUUUACGAACUACGACUAUGUCUAGAAAAGAUAUCAAUUACAGAUCCGUAUCAAUGUGGUGCGCAAAUUAAAUCAAUUAAACUGUCAAAUUGUUAUGUGUGUGUAGUCGUCGUUUAUCGUCUCGCAUCUAUGGCGUAUAAAUUUAAAUGUAAAUGUAAAGUGUUCCAAGAAAUUACGAUAAUAAAAUCAAAGUAUCUACACGAAUCUUGUCCCUCA